AUGUCUGGAGGUCAAAUGAAACGUAUUAUGAUCGAGGUUAAAAAACUUCGAGAUAUACCACAAACAUUUAUUCUUGAAAAAGCACCAGAUGAAGAUUCAUCAAAAGUAACAAACACACGUACAGCAUCAUCAUCGGCUGAUUCAACAUCAAAUAUUAUUAUUGGCCGUAUAUUACCAAAAAGUGCUCCCUAUUCACAAGGUUCAUAUCAAGUUGAGAUUAAAAUUCCAGCAGACUUUCCAUUUAAACCACCUGAAGUAAAAUUUUUGACACAAAUAUAUCAUCCGAAUGUGGAUAAAGAGGGUAAAAUAUGUGUUGAUUUAUUAAAUACUGCAGAAGCUUGGAAACCAACAACACCAAUCGUUGAUAUUGUGAAUGCUGUUAUUAAGAUCAUUGAUGAUCCAAAAAUUGAUCAUGCAUUGAAUGCUGAAAUUGCCCAACAAUACCAAAAUAAUCGAGCUCAAUUUAUUAAAACAGCAACAGAAUUUGUUAACAAAUAUGCAUUACCAAGAACUUAG
Molecule: messenger RNA, 516 nt
Organism: Didymodactylos carnosus
Lineage: Eukaryota; Metazoa; Rotifera; Eurotatoria; Philodinida; Philodinidae
Source: the annotation of a GenBank genome assembly